AUGGGUCUAUAACCUGAGUCCCCUGCUCCCCUGCUCCAGUAAGCUGUGGGCAGUCCAGUGUUAUGUCUGCCAUGGUUGAAAAGAGUCAGAGACUGCCCUAGAACCUCCAACGGGCAGAGCGGUCACAGUAGUACAGACCCUGGAAGAGAGUUACUUAGUUUAACUUCAUCCCAAAUUGCUGUGAUCAAGCAACUUUGAACUCUGCUUUCCUGUGCAUAUCAGAUAAUUACUUGAUGUGUUAAAUAUAUCAAAGGCAAAUUAAUUCAAUAAUAACUGUCUCUUAAGCCCUUGAUACCCCAGUACUUUUUGUACCAUCUCCUUACAAAUCUGUAAGACAUGGAUUUAAAGAUAAGGAAAUUUAGGCUAAGAGAGUUCACCCUUCAUAGACAAGAGUACACAGCGAUUACGAGGUAAAGGAGAAACCAAGUUUCCAAAGUUGGUGCUGCCUCCAGCCCACCAAACGUUUGAACCACUGUGACACCUGACAUCAGAAAGGUGUUCAGUUCAAGUACAUUUGAACUGGGUCUUCCACAGCAAGAACCGGAUGGGAUUUCUUCCUUCUCCAGCUACAUGAACUCAGCCAAGUCACAGCAGCUUCCAGAACUCUGAAGGAGGUGGCCGGUGCCCUCGAUGGAUCUGUGACAUUCACUCUGAAUAUCACUGAAAUAAACGUUGACUAUGUUGUAUGGGCCUUCAAUACGUUCUUUCUUGCCAUGGUAAAAGAUAAUGACGUAACAUCACAAAGACGUAAAGAAGGGAUAAUCUUUCCAGAUGGACACUACUCCAUGAAACUCAGCCAGUUGAAGAAGAAUGACUCUGGAACCUACCGCGCAGAGAUUCACAGUUCAUCAACUGAGUCUCCUUUCAUCCAGGAGUUUGUGCUGCAAGUCUAUGAGUAUCUGUCAAGGCCCACGGUCACCAUGGAUUGGCAAAGCAACGAGAAUGGCACCUGCAUUAUCAAUCUGACAUGUUCCAUCGACCAGAAAGGAGAGAAUGUGAUGUAUAGCUGGAAAGCUGUGGGAGGCAAUGAGUUUCAUGACGGUGCCAACCUCCCCAUCUCCUGGAGAUCCGGAGAGAAAGACAAGACCUUAAUCUGCAUGGCCAGGAAUCCAGUCAGCAACAGUUCCUCAACACCCAUCUUUGUCCAGAAGCUCUGUGAAGAUUCUGCCAAGGACCUAAACUCACCCAGGGGCAUCCUCUAUAUUCUGUUCAUCGCAGCAGUGUUCAUCCCACUCAGUGCCCUGGUGAUUAUUAUUCAUGCUAGGUGGGCACAGAAAGGAAAAGGCUUGGAGGAAGAUGAGAAGAGAGUGGAGGGCCACCCGGAAAUGCCCAACUCCUGCCCUCACUUGGAGGAGAACACAGCCUAUGACACAAUCCCUUACAUAGAAAAAAGGAGACCGGAAGAAGAUGCAGCAAACACACUUUACUCCACUGUGCAGAUCCCCAAGGAGGUGAAGAGUCCCAGCUCCCUGCCUGCAAAGCCACACACGCUGAGGCCCUUAAGCUUUGAAAAUGUUAUCUAGAGGCAGCACUCCGUCCUCUGGCUCCAGAAAAAGCAAUCACAAAAGGAAAAAAAAAAAAAACAACAAAAAAAAAAACAA
This is a messenger RNA of Apodemus sylvaticus (European woodmouse), 1601 nucleotides long. It is a transcript of the gene Slamf7, whose product is annotated as SLAM family member 7. Bases 714 to 1523 code for a protein of 269 amino acids. NCBI's taxonomy places the organism in Eukaryota, Metazoa, Chordata, Mammalia, Rodentia, Muridae. The record is from RefSeq and is a predicted model, not a curated record. The transcript is spliced from 7 exons. Gene Ontology annotation, biological process: T cell activation. Gene Ontology annotation, cellular component: external side of plasma membrane.